UCCUCCAUGCCCAUCUCCCAUUACAGGUACAUGAUCCUCCAUGCCCAUCUCCCAUUACAGGUACAUGAUCCUCCAUGCCCAUCCCCACUACAGGUACACAGUCCUCCAUGCCCAUCCCCACUACAUGUACACAAUCCUCCAUGCCCAUCCCCACUACAUGUACACGAUCCUCCAUGCCCAUCCCCACUACUGGUACACAAUCCUCCAUGCCCAUCCCCAAUACAGGUACAUGAUCCUCCAUGCCCAUCCCCACUACAGGUACACAGUCCUCCAUGCCCAUCCCCACUACUGGUACACAAUCCUCCAUGCCCAUCCCCACUACAUGUACACGAUCCUCCAUGCCCAUCCCCACUACUGGUACACAAUCCUCCAUGCCCAUCCCCAAUACAGGUACAUGAUCCUCCAUGCCCAUCCCCACUACAGGUACACAGUCCUCCAUGCCCAUCCCCACUACUGGUACACAAUCCUCCAUGCCCAUCCCCACUACAUGUACACGAUCCUCCAUGCCCAUCCCCACUACACGUACACGAUCCUCCCUGCCCAUCUCCCAUUACAGGUACACGAUCCUCCAUGCCCAUCCCCACUACAGGUACAUGAUCCUCCAUGCCCAUUCCCACUACAGGUGCACGAUCCUCCAUGCCCAUCCCCCAUUACAGGUACAUGAUCCUCCAUGCCCAUCCGCACUACAGGUACAUGUCUUACAUCUACAGGUACACUGUAACUGCUACCUUUACUUCCUCAGCGGACAGUGUUAGCAGUUGAGGGAAGCAUUUCUUCAGAAGUCCUUUUCUGCAACAGGUUUGUUUUAGUCUCUGGCUAAAGUCCUUCCGUCU
Brienomyrus brachyistius is the source of this 833-nucleotide messenger RNA. RefSeq lists its product as uncharacterized. The record is from RefSeq and is a predicted model, not a curated record. NCBI's taxonomy places the organism in Eukaryota, Metazoa, Chordata, Actinopteri, Osteoglossiformes, Mormyridae. The coding region runs from base 41 to 664 and encodes 207 amino acids. The transcript is spliced from 4 exons.